This is a messenger RNA of Penicillium vulpinum, 606 nucleotides long. RefSeq lists its product as uncharacterized. NCBI's taxonomy places the organism in Eukaryota, Fungi, Ascomycota, Eurotiomycetes, Eurotiales, Aspergillaceae. Bases 1 to 606 code for a protein of 201 amino acids. The record is from RefSeq and is a predicted model, not a curated record. The transcript has a single exon.
AUGUCACAAUCUAUUCCCAGGGCAUCAUGGCUCUCUCUCUUUAUGGUGGCACUGCUGGCAGUGUCUACUGUCAACGCACACCCAAUCUCCCAGACAGACAAAGAUACAGAACAACGACAAGUAGUGAAACUUGAAUCUCGAUCACCGGUUAGUCAUCCUCAGGUGAUACUCUAUCACCUAAAGAACACACUUCUAAUAGAAGAGCAGAGACUUAUUACAGACACUCAGAAUUACGUUCAUGACAUCCUGCAAGGGUUAGGCCUGGAAGAUCCAACCCCAACCGCCGCGCCCACUGCCAGCAUCGAGACCACGCAGCAGCAGAACCCGGAGAACACGAAGCCAACACACAUGACCUACUCAGAUUCCAAUAUUUAUGCACCCAGUUAUGACAGCAACGGGGUGGGUUUCACUCAGACUGUGAAAACCGAGCACAGCAACAACAGACCGGUCGAGAACGUUCAGGUUGGGCAUGGUUGGCGCGGGGGUGAUGAAAUUACUCCUGAAGAUUUCCCUUUUAUCUUUGAGACUAUGGCUAGGGAGCUGGGGCAUCGAUUCAAGAAUAUGGUUGAUAGCUCCGAUGAGGUUGGAUUGGCUAUCUUCCUGUGA